UGUAAGACAGGGAGGGCAUCCACCGAAAGGGACUGGGAACAAAUUUUUGACCAUCACUGGGAAUCCUCCUCACUCCAUAAUCCACUGCCCUCUCUCUCUCUCUCUCUCUCUAUAACACAGUUAACCUCCGACUCAAAUACUUUUUCACACGUUUACAUGAUAUCCUAGUUUUCAACGCUAUAUUAUAUUGGUUUCCCUCUCCCCUCCUCCACCGAGUACUCCCAUCUGCGGUUCUUCAGAAUAUAUAUACACAGCCAUCAAUCCAAAAGGAAAACUACCUCCUCUCUCUUAACCAAAAAGGAGGCCCUCUCUCUGUCUUCCCUCAGCUAGCAAAGCUCAAAUUAUUUUAGAAUGGGUCUGGAAGUCCCUACCGUGAUUCCCACGAUUGAUUUCUCAGGCGAUGUCUGUGAUGUUCGCCGUAAAGUGUUGCAGGCAUGCGAAGAAUUUGGUUGUUUUCAGGCUGUAUACAACGAAAGAGUCUUGCACCAAGUUCGCGGCGAAUUGUUCGAUUCCAUGAUUGAAUUGUUCAAUCUCCCCACCGAGACUAAGGUGAAGAACGUAUCGGAAAAGCCUUACUUUGGAUAUAUUGGGAAAUCAGAUAUUAUUCCUUUGUAUGAGAGCCUAGGAAUAGAGCACGCACACUUGAAGGAAUCAGUGCAAAGCUUCACCGAUUUGAUGUGGCCUAAAGGAAAUCUUCAAUUCUGCGAAACCGUGAAUUCAUUCAUCAAGGAAGUGUGGGAAGUGGAGGGGCUGAUUAGGAGGAUGAUAAUGGAGGGACUGGAUGCCCUAGAUCUCUAUGAAUCACAUGUAAAGAGUAGCACUGCGGUGUUCAGAGUUAUGAAGUAUGAUGCACCUUUGCCCCCCCAGUCGGCUCUAGGACUCAGCCCUCACACUGACAAGAACUUCAUUACACUGGUCUUUCAAGACAAUGUCUCCGGCCUCGAAGUUCUCUCUAAAGAUGAAAAGACUUGGAUCCCCAUAGCCCCUUCUCCUCAAUCCUUUGUUGUCUUCAUUGGUCAGUCCUUCAUGGCGUGGAGUAACAAUAGAUUGCAUGCUGCACAACAUCGUGUGAUGAUGAAGGGAGAUAAAACAAGGUUUUCGUGUGGAUUGUUUUCUACACCCCGAGAUGGAAUGUUGGUAGAGGUACCUACAAACCUCGUCGAUGAAAAGCACCCCUUGGCCUACAAACCAUUCAUUUUCUUGGACUACCUUAACUACUUCUACAAGGAUAGUGGACUCAAGGACAAUGCUCUUCAGACAUUUGCUGGAAUCUAAAUAUUGCAUACUACUAAUUAUGGGAGAAGACUGGGUCAUCCACAAUAUAAGUUGUUUUUUUCUUUUGUGUUUUCUUCCUUUCUCUUCAGACAUUUGCUGCAAUCUAAAUAUUGCAUACUACUAAUUAUGGGAGAAGACUGGGUA
Molecule: messenger RNA, 1419 nt
Organism: Amborella trichopoda
Lineage: Eukaryota; Viridiplantae; Streptophyta; Magnoliopsida; Amborellales; Amborellaceae
Product: putative 2-oxoglutarate-dependent dioxygenase AOP1.2
Source: RefSeq, a predicted model, not a curated record